Messenger RNA from Patiria miniata (bat star), 1291 nucleotides. It is a transcript of the gene ccnj, whose product is annotated as cyclin-J-like. Gene Ontology annotation, cellular component: cytoplasm; cyclin-dependent protein kinase holoenzyme complex; nucleus. The transcript is spliced from 5 exons. The record is from RefSeq and is a predicted model, not a curated record. Lineage: Eukaryota; Metazoa; Echinodermata; Asteroidea; Valvatida; Asterinidae. The coding region runs from base 224 to 1084 and encodes 286 amino acids. Gene Ontology annotation, biological process: mitotic cell cycle phase transition; regulation of cyclin-dependent protein serine/threonine kinase activity. Gene Ontology annotation, molecular function: cyclin-dependent protein serine/threonine kinase regulator activity.
AAACCAGCUGGCUCGGCGUGAUUCACUUCAAGGAAAGGAUCUGGUGGGUGCGAGUGGCUGCUGCAUAAUUCUCCUUAAAAAAACAAUAUUCGAUGAUCAUUUCUUGAGACAUUUGCCAGCUGAAUCGAAAGAACUACUGUUUCUUUCUCAGACACUAAUGCCACACCCAAGAAUUUGUUUUAAUCAAAAAUCGAAUGAGUUGUGGAAAAACCGGUAGUGUACCAUGGCCAACGAUGCCCAUUGGUGGGCCAACGCUGACAUCACAGCAGACAUCUAUGCCAGCAUGAAGCGCAAGGAGGAGCAACACAUCGUCUUCGUGGGUCAGUCGCCCCAGCUGCACCUCCGCCGCUACCUGGUGGACUGGAUGGCCAUCCUGUGCGAGAAGUUUGAGAUUGACCGGCACGUCCUGCACCUCGCCGUCUACAUGCUGGACCGGUUCAUGGAUCGCUACGCCAUCGUCCAGGAGUCCCAGCUGCAUCUGCUGGCGUUCACCUGCCUGCAGAUUUCAACCAAAUUUGAGGAGCGUGAGGAGAAAGUGUCCAAGCUCAGCACCUACCACGGCCAGUCCACGAUAACCUCCGCCAACAAGGAGGACUACCUGCAGAUGGAGCUGCUGCUGCUGCAGUUCUUUGACUGGAAUAUCACCGCGCCCAGCGCGGCUCACUUCCUGGGCUACUUCCUGACCGAGGCGUCCGGGAAGUGCGAGAAGUCCUUCCGCAAUGACUACCGCGACGACUGCAGCGAGUACUCCAACGUCUACAUGCACAAGUACACCAACUACUUUCUGGAAAUCAGCUUACAAGAUCAUGCCUUUUCCUUCGCCAAGCCUUCGUUGAUAGCGGCCUCCUGUAUUGCAGCCUCCAGGGUAUGCCUUCAGCUGUCGCCCACGUGGACGGCCGGCCUGACAAAGAUCACACAGUACAAGUGGGAGCACAUAGGACCCUACAUAGAGCGAAUGCUGAGGACUCAUGAUGUAGACGAGAAGGCAGCGAAACUCCAAUCGAAGGAGAAGACAAACUACAGCAGCGAGAAGACUAUAAGCUACUGCGGCGAGGCAGCAGUCAGCUACAGCAGGGCUCUUUGAUGACACGGAAGGCCGGAAAAAAUUUGGCCAAAACUUUCAAAAUUGAACAGCGAUUCAGAAUGAUCUGGACUUGGCAUGGCUGUGAACAGUUUUUCUUUUCUUUUUGUAUUUCUCCCUGAACCCCCCCCCCCCUCAAAAAGUUGACCCCCCCUCCCAUCAGACAGUGGACCCCCCAAAAAUAAACACCCCAAAAGUUAUAAAAACAUU